GCGCGCCCUGAGCCUCGCCAAGAUGUCGAGCGCGGCGCCGCACGACCCCUUCUAUUCUUCGCCCUUCGGCCCCUUCUACCGGAGGCACACGCCGUACAUGGUGCAGCCCGAGUACCGGAUCUAUGAGAUGAACAAGAGGCUGCAGACUCGCACCGAGGACAGCGACAACCUCUGGUGGGAUGCCUUUGCAACGGAGUUUUUUGAAGAUGAUGCAACCUUAACUCUUUCAUUUUGUUUAGAAGAUGGACCAAAGCGAUACACAAUUGGAAGGACCCUCAUUCCUCGGUAUUUUAGCACUGUCUUUGAAGGAGGUGUGACAGACCUGUAUUACAUCCUAAAGCACUCAAAAGAAUCAUACCACAACUCCUCCAUCACAGUGGACUGUGAUCAAUGCACCAUGGUCACUCAGCAUGGAAAACCAAUGUUUACAAAGGUGUGCACAGAAGGACGUCUUAUCUUGGAAUUUACAUUUGAUGACCUUAUGAGAAUAAAAACCUGGCACUUUACAAUUAGACAAUACAGAGAGUUAGUCCCUCGCAGUAUUUUAGCCAUGCAUGCACAAGACCCUCAGGUGCUGGAGCAGCUUUCCAAAAACAUCACCCGCAUGGGUCUCACUAACUUCACCCUCAACUACCUCAGGUUGUGUGUAAUAUUGGAGCCAAUGCAAGAAUUGAUGUCAAGGCAUAAAACCUAUAAUUUAAGUCCUCGAGAUUGCCUGAAAACAUGCUUGUUUCAGAAAUGGCAGAGGAUGGUGGCACCUCCAGCAGAGCCUACAAGGCAGCCAGCGACCAAACGGAGGAAAAGGAAGAACUCGACAAGCAGCACUUCUAAUAGCAGUGCCGGGAACAAUGCCAACACCACCAACAGCAAGAAAAAGGCGGCGGCGGCUGCAAACCUGAGUCUUUCAAGUCAGGAUGUGAUGGUAGUCGGAGAGCCAACGCUAAUGGGGGGAGUUGGGGACGAAGACGAGCGACUCAUCACAAGCGUAGAGAACACGCAGUAUGAUGCAGCAAAUGGCAUGGACGAUGACGAAGACUUCAACAAUUCGCCUGCGUUGGGGAACAACAGCCCGUGGAGCAGUAAACCUCCUGCAAACCAAGAGACCAAGCCUGAAAACCCAACACCUCAGACUUCCCAAUAAGUUGCCUGAAGCAAGUCACAAUUACCAUAUCGCAGCAUCCUUUAUGAUGACAAUAACUCCCAGUUUUCAACAGACAUAGAACCUAUUUCUAAAUGUGUACAGCUCUCUCUUUUUUUAAGUUAGGAAAAUAAUUUAUAAGCUUCCAGGUAGGUAUCUCGGAAGCUCUUGCACAUGGCAUGAUACUGACACUGACCUCAGUGGAAAGAACUGAAUAUGUAAGUAGCACCUCAUGAACAUUGAUCAAUACUCACAUUUCAGUGGAAGAUUCCUCCCUACUAUGAACCCCUUUAUCCUUUAAAGGCCAUAUCUAACAGAAGACCAUUAGUGCUCAGGAUCUAUUGGCCGUUUUAAAAACAUGGUGAACAAAAUACAUCUUUUCCAACUUGCUCCUGAGGAGGUGUGUGAGUGCGCUCACACAGUCUCAAAUGCCUUGGCUCACGAACAAAUC
Lacerta agilis (Sand lizard) is the source of this 1589-nucleotide messenger RNA. It is a transcript of the gene LDB2, whose product is annotated as LIM domain binding 2. The record is from RefSeq and is a predicted model, not a curated record. Gene Ontology annotation, molecular function: LIM domain binding. Gene Ontology annotation, biological process: positive regulation of transcription by RNA polymerase II; nervous system development; negative regulation of transcription by RNA polymerase II. Gene Ontology annotation, cellular component: transcription regulator complex; nucleus. NCBI's taxonomy places the organism in Eukaryota, Metazoa, Chordata, Lepidosauria, Squamata, Lacertidae.